Messenger RNA from Chrysochloris asiatica (Cape golden mole), 1626 nucleotides. RefSeq names its product zinc finger protein 345-like. Gene Ontology annotation, cellular component: nucleus. Gene Ontology annotation, biological process: regulation of transcription by RNA polymerase II. Gene Ontology annotation, molecular function: DNA-binding transcription factor activity, RNA polymerase II-specific; RNA polymerase II transcription regulatory region sequence-specific DNA binding. The coding region runs from base 1 to 1626 and encodes 541 amino acids. Lineage: Eukaryota; Metazoa; Chordata; Mammalia; Afrosoricida; Chrysochloridae. The record is from RefSeq and is a predicted model, not a curated record. The transcript has 6 exons.
AUGCAGACUGAACAGGACCGGUUGCAGCCCGCCCACCCAGCCGGGCUCUCAGGGCCUCUCCGCUCUCGGCGGGCUGCUCAGAGCUACGCUAGGCCCGGGCCUCCAGGCGCCGCCGCUGUCCGCCAUCUCCCAGGCCGGGGCGGCUUGGGCCCAAGAGUAAAUCGUGGGGCUCCUCGCUCAGCAGGGAGAUUCUCAGAGCAGUGGCGUUGGCGUGCCGGAAUUAGUGAGCAUGCGCAGUCUGUGCUCUUGGGACCUUCGGCCUCAGUGGUCUUUGAGGAUGUGGCCGUGGAGUUCACCCAUGAAGAGUGGGCAUUGCUGGAUUUUUCUCAGAGGAAGCUCUACAGAGAUGUGAUGAUAGAAACCUUCAGAAACAUAGGCUCAGAGAGGCCUUAUGAAUGUAAGGAGUGUGGGAAAACCUUUAGUUAUCUUUCAAACCUGUACAGACAUAUAAGAACUCACAGUGGAGUGCGGCCGUACGAAUGUAAGGAGUGUGGGAAAGCCUUCAGUCGGUCCUCAUUCCUCACUGCACACCUACGAACUCACAGUGGAGAGAAGCCUUAUCAUUGUACAGAAUGUGGGAAAGCCUUUAGUUCUUCCUCUUCCCUCAGUAAGCAUCUAAGAAAUCACAGUGGAGAGAGGCCCUAUGAAUGUAAGGAAUGUGGGAAAGCCUUUAGUCAUGUUUCAGAUCUUAGUAGACACGAAAGAGCUCACAGUACAGAGAAGCCUCAUGAAUGUAAGGAAUGUGGGAAAGCCUUCAGUCAGUUUUCACAACUCACUAGACAUGAAAGAGCUCACAGUGGAGAGAAGCCUUAUGAAUGUCAGGAAUGUGGGAAAGCCUUCCGUCAGUCCUCACAUCUCACUAGUCAUAGAAGAACUCACUGGGGAGACAGGCCUUUUGAAUGUCCGGAGUGUGGAAAAGCCUUCAGUCAAUCCUCACACCUCACUAGCCAUAGAAGAAUGCACAGUGGAGAGAGGCCUUACGAAUGUAAAGAGUGUGGGAAAACCUUUAGUCGUUCUUCAGCCCUCUCUACACAUGUAAGAAUUCACACUGGAGAGAGGCCUUAUAAAUGUAAGGAAUGUGGGAAAACCUUUAGCCGUUCCUCUGCUUUCUCAACACAUUUAAGAAUUCACACUGGAGAGAGGCCUUAUGAAUGUAAGGAAUGUGGGAAAGCCUUUAGUGAUUUCUCGUCCAUAAAAAGACAUACUAGAACUCAUAAUGGACAGAGGAACUAUGAAUGUCAAGAGUGUGGGAAAUUAUUUAUUUCUUCUUCAGACCUCUGCAAACAUGUUAGAACUCAUGGAGAUACACUGUAUGAUAGUAAGGAAUUUGGGAAGGCCUUUAAUUGGCCUUUAUCUGUCACUAAUCAUGGGAAGUGCUUGCCUAUUCGUGGCUCGUCUGCGCUGGCUGGGGCGGUACCUGGUGUAGCCCGCGGAGCCGGAGGGCACCUGAAGAUUGAAGGGCGCUGCUCCGCAUUCCCUGGCUGCUCCAGAGCCUCGCCAUUGGUUUCCUGUAGUCGGGCUGUGCUCCCAGCCUUCCGGGCGCCGCCGAGAGCCUGGCCCGCUGAGCCACAGCUGGUUUCUGCGGAGCUGGGCUCCGAACGGCUGGACCUGUGUCUCUCUGUGUAA